Molecule: messenger RNA, 3085 nt
Organism: Halichondria panicea
Lineage: Eukaryota; Metazoa; Porifera; Demospongiae; Suberitida; Halichondriidae
Product: E3 ubiquitin-protein ligase TRIM71-like
Exons: 1
Coding region: 1-2172 (723 amino acids)
Molecular function (GO): protein binding; zinc ion binding
Source: RefSeq, a predicted model, not a curated record
AUGGCCGAAGGACCUGAUCCAGUUGUUGCUGAUCUCGAGCAAGAGGUGACCUGUGGCAUCUGUCAUGACCGCUACCAGGAGCCAAAGCUGCUCCCUUGUUGUCACUACUACUGCAAGCAAUGCAUCCUCACACUCUCCAGUCGCUACCCACCCAACCAGCCGUUCCCCUGCCCCGACUGUCGUGAGCCCACUCUAUUGCCAGACAACAACCCAGACAGACUGACCACUGCGUUCUUCAUCAACCGGAUGAAAGCACUCCACUCGAGGAUGGAGAAAGCCCACGGCAAGUUGGAGACAACCUGUGAAAUGUGCCCUGGGGGAAAGGCCACUGCAUUCUGCCGACAGUGUGUCCAGUUUAUGUGUGAAAAAUGUGUAGAAUCUCAUCAACGUAUGAAAAUGUUUGCUACACAUAUCGUCUCCACUCUGGAAGAGCUCAAACAGGGCGGAGUCAAAGAACUAACAUUCGAAAACCCACCACCCCCAAAAUGCGAGGAUCAUGAGGAGCCAAAAAAGAUUUUCUGUUUUGAUUGCAACAAGCUCAUCUGUCGAGACUGUAUCGUUAUUGAACACGCUGGACACAAUUACGAAUUUGUAAAGAAAGCCGCCCCCACAACUCGCAAAAAGCUGACGGAGCACCUCUCCCCACUCAAGAACCUACUGCCUGAUCUGAGCACCGCUGUGAAUCAAGUGAAAGGAACCAAACAGAAUAUCCAGGCCCAGAAAGAACUGAUAGAGAGACAAGUCAAUACCAAGUUUCAGGAGCUACACGAUAUUCUCGAUCAAUGCAAGAUCCGUGUUUUACGAGAAUCUUCUGCUUUGGCUGAUUCAAAGAUGGAGAAGCUGACAGUUCAAGAGAAGGGUCUGGACCUGUCCCUGGGCACUGCUCAGAGUUUGAUUGACUUUGUAGAGCGUACGCUGGAGAAUGCAAGUGAUGAAGAACUGAUUACGAUGCAAGAGCAGGUGGUGAGUCGAAUCGAUGCCGAGGUGGUGAAGCGAGGGAAGGAAGCAGCCAAUCCUGAUCCAGUGGAGAAAGAUGAUUUUGGAAUUGAAGUGUUUGUUUGUGAGGAUCUCAAGAAGUUGUGUGAGAACAAUGUUAUUGUGUGUGAAGGAAAGCCGAUUGUGAAAGGAGACGGUAUCAAAACAGCUGAAGUUGACAAAUGUGCAAGUCUGAAUGUCUAUAUCAGUUCAAAACAAGGCAAACCACAAGCAGUACUGAAAUCGCUAGUUGAUCAAUCGACCCAACAAUUGCAAGCAGUGCCUUUGAUGGGUGGAGUGUACAGCGUUGAGUACACCCCUAGGGUACGUGGUCGACACCACCUCCUGAUCUCAGUGGACGACCAGCCCAUACCAGGAAGCCCCUUCUCUGUGUUCGUAAAAAUACCCCCCACCAAGCUGGACAAACCAGUGAAGCAGAUAAAAGGAAUCAACAUCCCUGUGUAUAUGGCAUUCAACUCAUCAGAAGAACUGAUUGUAACUGACUUUCUUGGUGAUGUUUUGGUGUUUGACAAAAAAGGAGAACAAAUUCAAAGUAUCAGCAAAUCAAAGCAUGGGUUUGUCGGUAUCUCUGGUGUGGCAGUAGACAAGGAGGACAACAUCUAUUUCUGUGACAACAACAAACACUGUGUGUACAAGUUCAACAAAAGAGGAGAUCUGCUGAAGAGGUUUGGGACAGAAGGAAAUGGUCCAAAGGAACUCUACUACCCUCGAGGGAUAGCAGUCGCUGGUGAUCAAGUGUUUGUGUGCGAUAAGAACAAUCGCAGAGUCCAAGUGUUGACGACAGAGUUGGAGCCAGUCAAGCAGAUUGGUUCAUACGGAACUGGUAAUGGACAUUUUAACGAACCAGAGGAUGUUGCAGUGGACAAUGAACAAAUGAUGUAUGUCAUUGACUGUUAUAAUCAUCGUGUUCAAAUGCUCACUAUGGAUGGUCGGUUUAUUCGCUCGAUUGGAAAGAAAGGAAAUGGACAAGGAGAUUUGUAUGGCCCUCGCGGUGUGUGUGUCACUGGUUUUGUUUAUGUUGCUGACGAUGCUAACAAGCGUGUGUCAGUGUUCACUAAAGACGGUCAGUUUGUCACAUCAUUUGGUAAUGGUCAUAUCACUGAUCUUUAUGGAGUAGCUGUGGACAGUGAUGGUUUUGUGUAUGUGCGCAGUGCCGGAUCUGUUGUUAUCUUUUAGUGUAUUAUUAUUUUGUGUGUGUGGGCAGUAAAUGGAAAAUCUGUGUUUUGGUUGAGGAACUCUUGGUGUUAUAAUUAUCUUGACUUUUGAUUGAGAAACAGUUAGCUCUACUGACAAUCUUUACUCGCCCAAAAAAAGCUGCCUAAUUUGGGAAAGAUCGUUUGUGAUUGUGUUAUGAGGAUCUUUACCAUCUCAUUUUAGCUAAUUUACAAGACAAGGCACACUCUAUAGCUAGCUCUCAGCUCUGUAUCUGAAGUUUCAUCAGUUGCAUGGACCCAUUAUACAACUACAGAGAGAGCAGAGCCACUGCUUGCGAGACUCCACUAUCAAUCAGAUCUCAAUAACCUCACUAAAAGUGACAAUCUCAAUAAACAAGAUGAAGUACCCAAGGCCCACUGAUGGCCGGCCAAGCUCUGAAGAUGUGACAUUUGACCUCUACACGGCCCAGUCCCUAGUUUGUAAGCUCAACAACCAGGUGAUGAUGUCUCAAGCAUUAGCAGCAGAAGCCACGUUCAUUACACAGCAAGCUACAUUUGAGGUACAAGAGCAGCCCCUCCCCCCAGAGGAUGAAGCCAGAGAAAUGCAAGUCCCCCUGAAAAUAUUACGAUAGAAACUAUUGUAUCACAAAACACCACACGACAGCAAAGUGAUGAAGUCAUAGCAACACAAGACAACUCUCUACAGUAUUUGGCCGAAUAUAUGGUUGGAACACCACUAUAGACAAAUCUUCACCAAAAGAGCCUACAAUGGAUACACUAUUAUUGUCUGACACAAGGAGACCAAUUGUCAACAAUGUUAUUGCAAGUACUGCAGGUGAACAGUCCUGACCGUGUCUGGAUACAGCUGGCUGAGUACCCAGAGCAUGACCUGGAGGCGCUAUCAAUUGCCGUGACCACCAGUGACUGUGAGCAGA